Molecule: messenger RNA, 6516 nt
Organism: Closterium sp. Yama58-4
Lineage: Eukaryota; Viridiplantae; Streptophyta; Zygnematophyceae; Desmidiales; Closteriaceae
Source: the annotation of a GenBank genome assembly
AUGGAUUCCGCCAAGCCAGCUUUCCGUGUCUACGCGGCAUCUGAUUCAUACGGUGCGACUCUUAGAAGCGCCAUGGUCAGUUAUCUUCGCUCCAGAGGCAUAGAGGUUGAAGACUACGGCGAAGACAAGUACUACACGGCGGCUGAACGCGUCGCCAAAAGCGUCGCAGCCGACCGCUCGGCGACAGAUUCUCCUGCCUGCGACACGCGCGGGCUGCUUGUGUGCGGAACCGGCACCGGCGUUACAGUCUUUGCAAAUAAAAUCCCGACGACUUCUCCUGAGAAAGGGCAAGAGAUUGUGGAUGCAUGGCUCGCGACAGAAUUCAAAGCGCCGUGUCCGGCGAGUGGUAACCAGCCGUGGAACAAGGAAGUCUUUGACUUCUUGACAAACGCACCUGACGAAAUGGCUGCACCCCUCGUAUCGUCCUAUCUGCUCGUACAGCUGUCGCCUGCAUCCGAUCUUCACCGUCCCUCCAAUCACAGGCGGUCAACUGUCGGCUGGUUUGCAUCGUUUCUCAUUGGCUCGCUCCUUGGAGGGAUCCUAACCGCAACCAUAGUUCCCGCUGUCUUACCUCCACCCCCUUCCCCUGGCAAGGCAACCACCGCUUUCUCCUCCCCAAUCGCUUUCAUACCCACCCCUGCCACAACCGCUGCUGCUGCUGCUGAUGGCGUUUCCAUGCCCGUGUCAGCAUCCGCUGACGCUGCCAACGUGGCAGCCACUGCUGCAGUGACAGCUGACGUGGCCGCUGACGUGGCUGCUGACGUGGACGCUGUCAGCAAUGCCACGUGGAGAGGUGACGUGGCAGGCGUUCAGGCGGAGGCAGAGGAGCUGCUGGCACGGAACACGGAGCUGCGCCGUGCGCUGGGGAAGCUGCGGCAGACGGUGAUGCUGGAAGCACGGACGCGCAUGGCCGAGCUGAAAAGCAUUCUCAAGGAGAUCAAGCUGGUGCAGGACCAGCGUGCUUUAACCUACUAUGUGGACGACAGGGGGUUGCCAUCGCCACCAACAGAGCUGAGGGAGAUUGCUGCACUGACUGCGAGGCGGCGACCAGAUGUGGAUGCUAAAGAGGAGGAGCUGGUGGCGCGAGCGCAGCUCAAAACCCCCUUUCUCUCCCCUCGUCCCACACUGUCUAGUCCCCACCUCCCCCCGCCCCCACGGCUCUCCCUCACUGCCCUUCUCUUCCUGACCGGCCAGGUGCGAGUGCUGUCUCUGAAGGAGGAGAUAGAGCGGGCCGUGCAUGCUGACUUGCGCCUCAGCUUCUCUCGCUGCGCUGCUGCACUGCAGCACACCCAAGAGGUUCAACAGGCGCACACACAAGCCAUGCAAGCAUACAUGGCAGCGCACGCCACACUCUCCCUCCGCCUCACAGCUCUGUCAGCACUCAAGCAGCCGGGCAGUGGAGAGAAGCUGCAGCGACUAAGGGAGCAACCCAUCCUGCUCUCCUCCCCUACUGCUAGGAACGCCUUUCUCUCCUCCCUUGAUGCACCAGACCUCCUGUUUUCCGCAUCCCACUUCCCCUCCAUGUUCCUCUCCACCGACCACCACCCCUCGCUCGUCUCAUCCAUGCAACACUUAGCUAACGCUCAGAACGAUACCGUUGUAGCGCUUAAAUUGCGCACCGAGCGCGCUGCUGCUGAAGUGAAGGAAGCCAAGGGGAAGCUUCCUGAGCUGUGCCACGUCAGCGCCUCCUGGGUGAGCCCCGAGGGUGCUGACGUGUCUCCUUGCUCUCUGGCCAGUCGGAUAUCAGAAGAAGAGCGGGGAGGAAAGAACGGAACGAGCAAGGGCAGCGGAGGGACAGAAGGAGGAACAGGGAUGGAGAAAGAGAAUGACCCUACGAGAGAAUCAGACCCCCUAUCAGGGCCCUUAGCCCCCUCUGCUCUGUGGCGUCAACCCCUAUGGGACCUCUCCUUCCCCACCCAUUCUUCCGCCUUCCCCGCCUUCCCUCACUCCUACGCCUUCAAUUCUCCUGCCUCCUCCCCGUUCUCCUCCUCCUCUUCCUCCCCUUUCUCCUCCUUACUCUCGUCGGCGUCUCAAUCACCGGGUACAACUGGCUCAUCUGUAGCAGGGCAGUCCACAACUGCUACAGAUGCUGCUACAGGUGAUGCUCAUACCCAAUACCAUUCAGCCGAAUCUCCAGGUUCAUCCAGCGCCAGCUCAUCCACCGAAUCCACCACAUCAGCAGCCGCCACAUCAGCAGCUGCAGUGAACAUCUCCUUCCUGAUCUACACAUCGCCACCCACCACGGCCGCCCUGGAUCUCGUCUCCAAGCUGUACGAUUGCACGCACGGGCGGCUCAGGGCGGGCAGCAUAGGCGGGCGGCUGGGGGGGCUCACAUCUGAAGCCUUAGUGCUUCUGGACGGCCCCUCCAUUCCCCUGCACCAGGCGUCUGCCAUGGUCCGCCGUGGGAAAUCGGCAGGUGGGGGUGGGAGCGGCAGUGGGAAUAACAGCAGCAGCAGCAGCAGCAGCAGUGAAGGCAUACCAGGGACGGUGCCAGGGUUUGAAAAGUACUACAACCCUGCGGAUUGGAUCCAAGCCACCCGCCGAACCUCCCCAGGUUCGUUCCUCACGCACAUCCUCGCCCCAUCCCGCAUGGGCGCCGCCCGCGCCUACAACCUCCUCUCCCUCCUCGCCCGCGGCUCCAUACUCGUUCUCCUCGCGGGCGGCGAUCUGCCGCCCGACUCCUGCGACUGGGCGGCGAAUCUCGUCGCGCCUUUCUCGGCCUGGCCCCGGCUGGGGAUUGCAGGGCAUUCGAUGGGGAAGAUGGGGCUGAGGAACGCUCCAGGAAGCCUGCAGCUGGGGGAGGUGCGGAACGCUGGGGAUCAGUUUUGGAACAGGUUGAGAGAUCCGGUGACUGGGGUGAGGAUGAGCUUUGUGCUUGGGACGGUGACAGGACCGAUGGCUGCGAGGCGAGACGUGUUUGUGAAGGUGGGGGGUUUCAGCACGAUUGAUGGGGGUAUAGAUGCGCUAUCGGAUUGGGACCUUUGCCAACAUGUAUGGCUCUCUGGCCAUCAGGUUGCGUUGGUGUAUCAAGAACCAGAGCUUCGCUUUAGAGCCACCGAUGAACUGACCAGAAGCCGUGAAAUGGCACGCUCAACGGAGUUAUGGUCUCCUGACCACUCUGUGAUCCAUCCCAACCUCACAGACAGAAUUAUUUCUGAAGUUCGGUGCAAGAUGGAUUUUCCCCAGCCUAAGUUCCCGGCUCGGAUAGGCGGCCUAUCGUGGAACGACGACGGCGAUGACUCAGAUUCGGAUUCGCCUGAAUCAGAAUCGGGAUCCCAGGGAAGCGGCGUGGGUCUCUUGGGAGCCUCGGGGGAAAUUCCCCGCUCCGAAAGCUCCGCCUGGAAAGGCAGCCGCGGGGGAAGUACAGGGGGAGGAGGGGAGAGAAGUGGAAGUUUAUUUGGUGGUGCUGGCGACAUAGCAGGUAUCGGGUUUAGCGGCGGUCUCAGCGGCGUGAUUAGCGGCGGAAUCAGCGGCGCUAGCAGCGGAGGAGGAGGAGGAGGGGAAAGGAAGGUGAAGUUCGAUACGCCAGACGCCCCGCCAUCGAUCACACCCGCGGCUGCAGUCCCUCCUCCAUCCAAGCCUCGUCACUCCCGCGCACUGUCGUCCGAAGCUCCUGACUUGCUCGCGCCCAAACCUAACGCCCGCCGUGCAAGGACGACUGCCUCAGCGAUUUUCACUCGGCCCAAUCAACCAAGCGCUUCAGGCUCCGAUAGUAUCCCCCAAGACCCAUUCCGCCGGCAGCGCCACGAAUCCAUCGGGGGAGGCCUCCCUGGCGCGGGGGGGUCGCGCCAGAUGCUCACUCCGGGCAGCGCCGCUGCUGCAGCCGCGCGGCAGCGGCGCAUGUCCGUCCAAUUCGCAUCAGGCUUCUCAAAACCCACGGGAUUGCAGCUGCCAGGGUCCGUGGGGGGCCAAGGGGGACCCAUGACCCCCACUGCUGCUGGAAACCCCAGUACUGCGACCAAAAAAGUGCAGAAAUCUAUGAUGAUGUGUAUGGAUCCGACGUGUAACGCGUGCCCGCCGGAAAUGCAUGCUCUGCGGAAUAAGAAGCUCAUGGCUCAGGUUAUAGACGAGUUUCCGGAGCCCUUGGCGCGGCCGACGAGGCGAGGGGGGAGGGGAGGUGGAAGGGGAGGAGGCGGGGAUGAUGAUGAUGAUAGUGAUUAUGAUUUUGAUGAUGACGAUGACGAUGAUGAUGACGAUUAUGGGUAUGAUUAUGACGCGGAGCAGGGACAGCGGACGAUUGUGCGGUUUUGUGGAAUUACCUGUUUCGCGUACAUCUCCAAGCCGAAGCGCAAGAAGCGCAAGUCACGGUGGACCAAAGCCUGGGAGGACGUGCGGGACUUGUUCCAGCCCAUCAGCAUGCUGUGGCAGCCGUGGGGUAUCCUGAACCCGCACUCAAAGUUCAUGGCGCGGUGGAACAAGGUGUUCAUGGUGGCGUGCAUCCUCGGCUUCACUAUCGACCCCUGGUUCCUCUUCACCCUGCAGGCGCUGCACCAAGUGGCGCCAGAACCGGCCAUGCUGUGUCUGACUCUGGACUGGACGGCAGCUAUCGCCUUCACGGUGCUGCGUUCAUUCGUGGACCUCUGCUAUGUCAUUCAGAUUGUCGUUCAGUUCCGCAUGGCCUACAUCGUGCCGCCCCCCACCAACCGCAAGAACCGCUUCUUCCGCCGCUGGUGGGCCGACCGCUCCCUGCAGAGCCCAGGGGACCUCGAGUUUGAUGCACGCGUCAUUGCCAGCCGCUACCUGCGCUCCUGGUUCCUCAUUGACGUGCUGGCAGCGCUGCCUAUCCCCCAGAUAGUGAUGUUGGUGAUAGUGCCGAUGAUGGGUCGUUCAGUCCCCUCCAACACGGGCGUCGCCAUGACAGUGCUCUGCCUCGCAGCGCUCUUCGCUCAGAACGUCCCCCGGGCCAUCCGAUUCUUCCCCAUCCUCUCCGGCAACGCGCCGCAUGUCACCGGGCUCGUGUUUGAGACGGCGUGGGCCAACUUUCUGCUCAACUUUGUGUUCUACCUCAUGGCAUCCAACAUCGUCGGCAGCAUGUGGUACUUCCUCGCUGCCUCGACGGCGUGGGCCUAUUUUCUCCUCAACUUCGUGUUCUAUCUCAUGGCGUCCAACGUGGUUGGCAGCAUGUGGUACUUCCUCGCUGCCUCGCGCUUCACCACGUGUAUGGCAGGCCAGUGUGCCACUCAGGGAGGCGCCUGUCAACCCGAGUACAUGUACUGCGUCGACCAAAACUCCAUCGCCUACCAGAACACUGCAGCAGAGGCCGCCUGGGCCACAGGCCCGGCUAGCGCGUGCCUGGUGGCAGACACACCCGGCAGUGACGCCCCGCCCUCCCCGAUCGAUUAUGGCAUCUUCACCAACGCUGUUCCGCUGGUGGUGGAAGGGGCGUUCCUCUCCAAGUACAUCUACUCCUUCUUCUGGGGCUUCCAGCAAGUGAGCACGCUCGCGGGCAACCUGGAGCCGUCUAGGUGGGAUCCGGAGGUUCUUUUUGUCAUCCUCGUUAUAGGGCUGGGGCUCGUGCUGCUCGCACUGCUUAUUGGCAACAUCUCCAACUUUCUACAAGCUCUCAGUAGAAGAUCUUUUGAGUACCAGUUGCAGCGCCAUGACAUUGACUCAUGGAUGGAGAGACGCAACCUGCCCCUCAGCCUCCAAAAGCGUGUGCAGAAGCAGCAGCGGCUGCACUGGGUGGCAACGAGGGGAGUGGAGGAGGCGGAGGUGCUGGAUAAGCUUUCAGAUGACAUUCAGACGGACGUGCGCCGCAGCCUGUGCCUUGAGCUGCUGCAAUGCUCGGCGCUCUUUUUUGCCAUGGAGCCGCAGGUCCUCGACGCCUUCUGUGAGAAGCUGAGGCAGCAGCUGUACAUAGAGGGCACAGUGAUUCUCAAGGAGGGGUACCCGGUGUCGCGCCUCUUCUUCGUGCUGCGCGGCCAGCUCGAGAGCUACACCACCAUCGGCGGGCGAGCAGGAUUCGUGGACAGCGUGCUGCUGGGGAAGGGUGAUUUCCUGGGGGAAGAGUUGCUGGUCGAAUACCUCGAGAAGCUGUCGGACAGAGACAAGAGCCGAAGAUCCGGACCUGGCAUACGCUAUCUGGGCCGAUCUGUGACGAUGGGGGCAUCAGCAUCGGCGUCAGCAGCAGCGCUGGGAACGCUAGCAAUAGACGUGCUGCCGACAGCGCAGCGCACGGUGCGGUGCAUUGGGCCCGUUGAGGGGUACGAGCUUGAAGCCACCGAUGUCGCUGUGGUGUGCCGCCAGUUUGCCCGAAUGCUCUCCACCAGCAAGAUCCAGGCGGCUCUCAAUGAGUGCUGCCACAACCGGCGCACACACGCCGCCAGAACCAUCCAGCUUGCGUGGAGGCGGCAUCUCAGAAAGAAAUACGGACUCACCAUCCAGCAGGUUAUGAGUGCAGUGAACCAGAACCGCAUGCAACUGGUGGUUCGCAAAGCACUGGAAUUGCAGGUGGGGGGAAGCGGACGCAGAGACAGCGAAGCAGGGGAUUCAAGAAACAGCAGCAGGCGGAUGUGA